Molecule: messenger RNA, 328 nt
Organism: Stomoxys calcitrans (stable fly)
Lineage: Eukaryota; Metazoa; Arthropoda; Insecta; Diptera; Muscidae
Gene: NdufA3
Exons: 1
Coding region: 1-225 (74 amino acids)
Source: RefSeq, a predicted model, not a curated record
AUGUCUGCUCCAGCUGCUCGCCAAUCCGUCGGUCUCAUUAAAAGAGCAUGGAAUGAGAUUCCCGAUAUUGUCGGUGGCUCUGUUUUAGCCAUUAUUGGUUUGGGUCUUGCUGGAAUUGGUUUGGUAAACUAUUAUAGCCAUGAUGGUGACAAUCGCCGCUAUAAGUACGGCUAUGUUAUUAUGCGUCCCGAUGAUCCAAGAGCUGCUAAAGUCCACAAGGACUAAAUUUAUUGAUUGUUUAGUGCAAAUGUGUGAUUAUCAUUAUUAUUCGAAGAAAAACAAAAAUACAACAUAAAACAGAUUUAUCUUAUUGAUUUAUUGUCCCAAA